Molecule: messenger RNA, 2043 nt
Organism: Mesorhabditis belari
Lineage: Eukaryota; Metazoa; Nematoda; Chromadorea; Rhabditida; Rhabditidae
Source: the annotation of a GenBank genome assembly
AUGUUGUUUCGUUGUUUUUUUCUCACCGCCACUCUCUUUUUGAUCUCAAAGCUUCCCUUUUCCUCAUCGGAUCUCCGUGCCGAGCUUUUUCCACAAUGUAAAGACUUUGGCACAAAAAUCGAUAAGAGCCUCUGCCGACAGCAUUAUUUCGUUUUCGUCUUCGUUUUGCUUCGAAGUGCCAAUAUUUCCGGGCACAAAGAGGAUCCGCAAACACAUUUGGAAAUCACGAAGAACAUUCUCAGACCGUGCCUUGACUUCGAAAGUACAACAACCGGAACGAAAAGUGUUGUCAUGUUCGCCGAUCAUGAUUGGAAAAUCGAUCAAACCGAGACACACGGGGUGGAUGAAGUGAUGAAAAUGGCGAACUUGACCUACCUAUACGACUAUAUUGUCAUCGAUAAAGACGUCAACAGUGUCGACGAUUUGGAUCAGCUAAUCAUGGGGGCCACAGAUAAAAUGGUCGCCAAUCCAUCCGAUGUCCAAUAUGCGGUCAUUUUCUUGCUCAACUCGCCUGAUUAUUUUGUGAUGGAUCUCUUCGGCGCCUCGGUGAAAGAUUUUGGUUUCAAGACGAUCAAGAGCUUCAAGUAUGCGAAAGUGAUAUCGCGACUCAUUUUCACUUAUCGCCACAAUUUUCAACUCUCCACAACGAUCUAUCUCGAUUAUCUCAAAGACGUUUCUGAAGGGUAUUUCGACUAUGUUGUCGACGAGAUGACCGACGAGAAAUCGAUUGCGGAAAAUUAUGGAAUGUGCACCGGAUACCGUAAGCCAAAAGAGAAAAGUAGUACACUCAACGUUUGGGUGCCCUUGGUGGCGGUUGGUGGCACACUUCUACUCGCCACUAUCAUCUGCAUUGCUCUCGCGUGGUUUGGAGUUCUGAACGCGCCGGCUCGUCGCCUUCACGAUUUCCUCGAGACGAAACUCGACGUCACUGUUAAUUGGCUUGAUGUGGAAGACGGAGAGAAUAUGUUUGGAUCAGGUGGAAGAAUCAAGAGGGUAAACGAUGAAUGGGAAGUCGAUCAAUUGACCCUUCACGUGAGCAAUCAAAAACUUGGCAGUGGUGCCUAUGCUUCGGUCUACAGUGCCACGCUCAGCGGUCUUCCUCCAGUCGUCAAAGCGUUUCCGAAUCUACAACAAGCUGGACCAUUGUUUAUGGGUGGAGAUAACACGAUUGCUGUCAAGAGUCCACAUGUGCAUAUCUCACCACAAGAGAGACGAGAGUUUUUCCGUGAGAUUGCUUUCAUGAAGAACCUUGACUAUCAUCCGCAUCUUCUUUGCAUGUUGGGUUGCUCAACCGAUCCAAAAACGCCAAUGAUUCUUCUUGAGCUCUGUGAACUCGGUGAUUUACAUUCAAUUGUGAAAAAAAUGGCCAAAAUCGAGAAAAGAGACGGGAAAAUGGACGAUGUUGAAAUAGAGAAAGCGAAAAAUGCGCUGAAAGUGGACGAUUUUGUGUCAGUUGCGUGGCAAGUCGCUGAUGCGUUGUGCUACCUUGUUGACAAACAAAUCAUUCAUCGAGAUAUUGCCGCCCGAAAUGUGCUCCUUAAUUUGAAUAAAGUUGCCAAGCUAUCCGAUUUCGGUCUUUGUCGUCAAUCGGACGAAAUGUGGUACUCGUCGAGAGGAGGGAAACUCCCGCUACGUUGGAUGGCGCCCGAGUCGAUUGAAAUGGCCGCCUUCUCAGCGCCUACCGAUAUUUGGUCAUUCGGCGUGCUUCUCUGGGAGGCUUACUCUUUCGGAACAGUUCCCUUCCCAACUGUGGCCACUGAAGACGUUCUCUCGCAUCUGAAGAAAGGGAAUCGCUUGCAUGCACCCGAUAAUGCACCACCGUUUAUGGCAGCUUUAAUGGAAUCUUGUUGGGAAUGGGAUCCAUCAUUAAGGCCGACAGCUGAGAAAGCAAGAACUACCUUUUAUGAAUUUUUGGAGGCACAAGGAAUCGCUCAUGGAUACACGAUGGCAAUCGCGGAAAACGCACCCAGCUCAUCACAAAGCUCGAAUACACUUGCUCAAAUUCAUGAAGGUUCCCCGCCAAAUCAAGAUGAAAACCAUAAU